AUGAGGACCGCUACUGCCAAACUGGGUGACUUGAUUAUAGCCCAAACUAACUCCUGGGAGGAAGUUGAAGGGAAUGUCUACUUCCCUCCAUCAUCCAUCAUGGAUCAGGAAGUCUUUGUUAGGUCGAAUACAAAGACAUUUUGCCCUUGGAAAGGCGAAGCAGAGUACUAUACGAUUAAACAUGGCGACGCGACUACCCCUGAUGCAGCCUGGUAUUAUGCUGCGCCCUAUGAAAAGGCGUCACACAUUAAGGAUCACAUAGCUUUUUACAAGUCCAAGGUCAAAGUGACCGUUGAAUGA
Penicillium odoratum is the source of this 300-nucleotide messenger RNA. Its product is annotated as DUF427 domain-containing protein. NCBI's taxonomy places the organism in Eukaryota, Fungi, Ascomycota, Eurotiomycetes, Eurotiales, Aspergillaceae. The transcript has 4 exons. The coding region runs from base 1 to 300 and encodes 99 amino acids. The record is from RefSeq and is a predicted model, not a curated record.